AUGGCGAGCGGCGGCCAUAUGCAUAAUUUCACCACCCUCAUCAAGCGGCUCGAGGCUGCGACCUCACGCUUGGAGGAUAUGGCCAUGUCCCUAGAUGACCCUAGUGUCUCAAAGAACAUGGGCGAUUCCUCUACAGCAGCCCCCGCGACCCCCGAACCUCCAAAGGCCACUCCUCCUCCGCCCGCAGCACCCGCGCCGGCGCAGAUCCCGGAGCAGAUCCAAGACUUUGACGCAUUGAUCAAGAAGGAUGUUCAGAAUUUCGUAGACUUGGGUGCGAAGAUUGGCGGUGAGGUGGCACAGCAGUCCAAAGCAGUUCUGCAAGCCUUCCAGGCCGAGCGCACCUACCUUUACGUCUCGACGAAGGCUAAGAAGCCCGAGCACCAGCCCGCAGAGCUCAUGACCGAUCUCCACAAGGCCUCGGACAGUAUCAACAACAUUCGCGAAAAUGCUCGCGCGUCGCCACUUUUCAACCACCUGAGCGCUAUUUCGGAGGGUAUUGUUGCGCUGGGUUGGUUCUUUGAGAGCAAGCCUGCGGAGUUUGUCACUGAGAUGAUGGGCGGUAUUGAGUACUACGGCAACAAGGUGCUGAAGGAGUACAAGGAGAAGGACCGCACACACAUCGAAUACAUUCAAGCUUACUACCAGAACUUCAAGGCACUCUCUGCCUACCUUAAGAAGCACUACCCCAAGGGUUUGACGUGGAACAACGACUCUGGUGUUGACGCAUUGGAGGCGUUGAAAGAGAUCAAGGGUGGCUCCGCGCCUGCGCCUACUGGCGUUGUCCCCCCUCCUCCCCCUCCCCCCGUUCCAACAGUUAAAGCCCCCGGCGGUGGUGCUCCCCCGCCUCCCCCUCCCCCAGGCAUUCCCCCGGCCCCGGCCCCCGCUGCCCCGGCGGCAGAUAUGUCCGCUGUGUUUGACCAGCUCAAUCAGGGCGAGGCAAUCACCUCAGGUCUGCGCAAGGUCGAGAAAUCAGAGAUGACACAUAAGAACCCCAACCUGCGCGCUGGCUCAAUGGCCUCCGAUCGCUCCAGCUCCUCCAGGGGCAAAUCUCCCGCUCCCCCAGGCAAGAAGCCCAAGCCCGAAAGCAUGCGUGCACGCAAGCCCCCGCGCAAAGACCUGGAGGGCAACAAGUGGCUCGUCGAAAACUUCGAGGGCCCUACCGAGAUCAUCGAGAUCCCCGCGAAGCAGAGUCAGUCGAUUCUCAUCUCGCGCUGCAACAAGGCCAUCAUCAAGGUCUCCAGCAAGGCCAAUGCCAUCGCCAUCGACAACUGCACUGGUCUUUCUAUCAUUGUUGAUUCGCUCGUUAGCAGUCUCGAUGUGAUCAAGUCCCCCAAGUUUGCUUUGCAAGUUGACGGCUUCGUGCCGACUGUUCUGUUGGAUCAGGUUGACGGUGCUACUAUCUAUCUCGGCCCCCAGAGUCUCACUACUGAGAUCUUCACCAGCAAAUCCACUGCUGUCAACAUCAUGCUUCCUCCUAAGGAAGGAACUGAUGAGGAUACCAAGGAGUGCCCCCUUCCCGAGCAGAUCAAGAGCUACAUCAAGGAUGGUGUUCUGGUCAACGAGAUUGUUGAGCACGCCGGGUAA
Messenger RNA from Penicillium atrosanguineum, 1584 nucleotides. It is a transcript of the gene capA, whose product is annotated as adenylate cyclase-binding protein. Bases 1 to 1584 code for a protein of 527 amino acids. Gene Ontology annotation, molecular function: adenylate cyclase binding; actin binding. Gene Ontology annotation, biological process: regulation of adenylate cyclase activity; cytoskeleton organization. Lineage: Eukaryota; Fungi; Ascomycota; Eurotiomycetes; Eurotiales; Aspergillaceae. The transcript has 4 exons. Gene Ontology annotation, cellular component: cytoplasm. The record is from RefSeq and is a predicted model, not a curated record.